Messenger RNA from Lymnaea stagnalis (great pond snail), 1452 nucleotides. Lineage: Eukaryota; Metazoa; Mollusca; Gastropoda; Lymnaeidae. The record is from the annotation of a GenBank genome assembly.
CAAAAUUUGACAAGUAGAGAUGGCAUCAAGAGAGAGGAAAAUGAAUUAUUGGAAAAUGUCAUUUCUGCUCAGAAAUUUAAAGGACCUAUUACAGCAAAUAAUAUAGGGGAAAGGCUAGCCAUUAUUAUCAGGGAAUAUGAAGAUUUUGAAAAUGCAUUGGUGAACACAACAGAUUCUAUUCAGGGAGCUCUAGGAAACGUUCCAAUUUUCAUCUUAGCUGAUCAUCUCCCCUAUCCACCCCUUAAGUUAAAUCCCAAAGGCACUGUAAAAGUUAUUACUCUUUCCAGUAACUUGAACAAAAACUAUAGCAGUGCUUGUCCACUGCAUUUCAUAAAUACACAGUAUGUGCUUAUUUUACCAGAUGCUGUGAAGUUGAGAAACUUGAAGCAAAUAAUUUACUAUAUGCAUUUCUUAAAAGCAAAGAAAAAAACAGAUGCCAUUGCUAUUCCCAUUGGAGAUACCAGGCUUCAGUGCAGUGGUCUUUAUGUUGAUCUUAAGCGAUGGACACUUUCACUGAAUGCCAACCUUUCAGAUGCAUCAUUAUUUUGUCCUCUUGUGAUAGGCGCCCAAGCCCUGUUAAUGGAAACUAAAGUCUUUAAGUCUCUCCCAGAACCUUUUGCCAGGCCAUUUCCAUUUACAUUCUAUGUCCAAGCCAGAGCUGCCAAUUUAUCAGUAAGAGUAGCAAAAGGUGAAAAGUUAGCCCCAGUCGCUAAACUGUACAUGGAUCCUCACAAUAAUUGGAAACACAAACGAGCCGAAGCCGAGCGACUGGAUGCAUUUUACAGGAGUGUGGGUAUUAAACAAGAAAUUCUCCAUAACAAUAUAACCAGAUUUUACGGAUGUGACAAAGAUAAACCACGUUGCUUUGGAACAAUUGUGAAUGACAUGCCAGAUUACCUGUAUGAAGGGAGGUGGACACCACCAUGUUGCCUGAAAGCCUUGAGGGAGACAGCAAAACAUGUGUUUACCACACUAGAAAAUUGUCACGUUCGUUACUGGCUCGAGGGUGGCAGUUUGCUGGGUGCUGUACGCCAAAAGGAUAUAAUCCCAUGGGACUACGAUGUUGAUAUAGGGAUUUACAGAGAAGAUUUAAGUAAAUGUGGGGCCCUUGUUGAUACAAAAAAUGGAGCCUACACAGAUGAUUUAGGCUUUGUUUGGGAAAAAGCUGUUGAAGGGAAGUUUUAUCGUGUGCAAUAUUCAGCAGUAAAUCACCUGCACGUGGAUAUUUAUCCUUUUUACUCCAAACAUGGAGUCAUGACCAAAGACACUUGGUUACUCACUCAUAGACAGGAUGUGGAAUUUCCAGAGAGAUUCUUGCUGCCAUUGACUAAGAUAGAGUUUGCUGGAGUAAUGACAUAUGCUCCAAAUAAUGUCAAGGAGUUUCUUGAGUAUAAAUUUGGAGAAGGAGUUAUAGAAAAUCCAAAGUAUCCUAACUUACAAAAUCCUGUGUGA